Messenger RNA from Babesia ovata, 714 nucleotides. RefSeq names its product anonymous antigen-4. The transcript has a single exon. The record is from RefSeq and is a predicted model, not a curated record. The coding region runs from base 1 to 714 and encodes 237 amino acids. Lineage: Eukaryota; Apicomplexa; Aconoidasida; Piroplasmida; Babesiidae.
AUGCGACUGCCGAACUCCCACGGCCGCAGAGGCCACAGAAGGCAACACAGCGGAGACACACAUGAGCAAAGACACGUGGAUAACACCAGGCUUAAGGUGUACAACAUCGACGACUACGCGAAGUUAGUGUCUGGAGCACAAGAAAAUGCUGUCGCCUCACAACUCGAAAUAUCACCAGGAACGUUCCUCACCAACCUCGCUACAGGGACCAACCGGAUACUAGGCGAGCUCGCUGAGUUGUCGUCGGGACCAUUCCCGACCUAUAACAACCAGCCGAAGAUCGCGCCAUACGCGGAUGCACUGCAGCAGGCGACGGCGCCCGCGGUGAGCCCGAUGCCCAUGCAGCCAGCUAUGCCGAACCCUGCAGUAGUGCCGCAGGUGAUGCCACAGCCAGUUGUCGCCAUGCCACCCGUCGCUGCCAUGCCGCCUGUGGCGGAGGCGAUGCCGGUGGUUCCGGUCAUGCAGCAACCCGCGCAAGUGAUGCCGGCUGCGAUGCCCGUCGUGCAGGCACAGCCUCAGGAGCAUGCCGAUACAGAAAAGGUGAAUUCGAUCCUGAAAAAGGCGUUUGCAGCGAACUCGCUUCCGCAGAUACGUGAGAAAAAUUUCAAUUUGAUAACAAUAGGAGUCGUCGCGGUCGUAGUUGUCAUCUUCAUCAUAGCCGGUAUCAUCGUCAGAAUCAAGCAGAGGAAGAAGAAGUCAAGCAAAAAAUCAUAA